AUUGUGAGUCACACAUCUACUUGUAGCAUUAAAAUGUAUAACAUUAGGAAAUUCUGGUCAAAAAAGUUUCAGAGCUAGGAAUUUCUAGCAACUAAUCAUAGGAUAUGUAUCUCUAUUCAUUUCAAUUUCAUAAUCAUAAUAAAAGGCUGCCAUAGUUAACAUAACAUUAAGAAUUAAUACAUUUUCUCACAAAACAAAAGCAGACUCUCUGUCACACAAGUCUUGGCCAAGUGCCAAAAAUAGGAGGGGAAAUUGCUCAAAAGUGAAACUGAGCUUUCCGGGUAAAACAAAACUUAUGCUCUGAGAGACAGUGAACAGUUAGAUUAAAUAGACUUCAACAUACAUAAGCAAGAUGGCAGGACGAUUAAAGCAGUACAUGGCCUGCGUUCUUUCUUCUAAGCUCCUGCUUCUGACAUGUUUUGUGGGUGUGGUAGCUAUUGGGAUUAAGAUUUUUAAACAGGACAAUCAUUUAAGUGAAGAAGGUAUGUACUGUACAGUAUUCAGUGAUGAGCUUCGGAUCCUGCUAAUCGGAAAAACCGGUGUGGGCAAGAGUGCAACAGGAAACACCAUACUUGGAAACAAGGCUUUUGAAUCUGAAAUAUCUUCUUCGUCUGUAACCACACAGUGUGAAAAAGCAGAUGGAAAUAUACAUGGCAGAAAAGUAUUUGUUAUCGACUCCCCAGGUCUGUUUGACACUCAGUUAUCUGCAGAUGAGGUGAUUAAUCGGAUUAGGCUGUGCAUUCCAUUCUCUGCUCCAGGACCUCAUGUCCUCUUAGUUGUGAUUCAAAUAGGCAGAUUUACAGAGGAAGAAGAAAAAACUGUUGAGGUUUUUCAAACAAUUUUUGGGGAAAAAUCUUCAAGUUACACUAUGGCUCUAUUUACUCAUGGAGAUCAGCUAAAGGGGAAAACUAUUCAUCAGUUUGUACGCAACAAUACAAAGCUUCUGAAUUUCCUCCAGAAAUGCAAAGGUGGAUACCAUAUGUUUAAUAAUGAAGAUCAGAAUCGAGGACAAGUCAUCCAACUCCUCGAUCAGAUUGAUAAGAUGGUCACUUUAAAUGGUGGAGGACAUUACACUACAGAAAUGCUUCAGGAGGCAGAGAGAGCAAUAGAAGCAGAGAAACAACGAAUCCUGAAAGAGAAUGAAGCACAAAGACAAAAGGAGAUAGAAGAUCUGAGGAAGAAGUUUGAGGGAGAAGCAUUUGAAAAAGCAAGACGGGAAUUUCAAGAGGAACAAGAACGGCAGGCAAGAUGGAGGGCUGAGCGAAGCACCUCACUGUUUGGAAAGAUAGGCAAUUUUUUAAAUGCAGUUUACACAAAGAUUCGUAAUCUGUUUUAAACAAGAUGUAAGAUCGGAUUUACUUUUAAUGUAAUUUUAUAUCAGUUGUUAUUUACAUUAUUUGUGUAAGAGUGAGAUCACAGAUUUUCAGUAAAAUACAAUGAUGCUUCUAGAAGUAGCGUGAUUUCAAAUUCACAAUUAAAUGAAUUACUUUUAGGUGGUUUAAUAUACAGCAAAAUCAUAUUAAACAUUAAUGAACUAUAAAAAUAGUAAUUAUAAUAAUAAUGUUGUGUUAAUACU
Silurus meridionalis is the source of this 1576-nucleotide messenger RNA. RefSeq lists its product as uncharacterized. The transcript is spliced from 4 exons. NCBI's taxonomy places the organism in Eukaryota, Metazoa, Chordata, Actinopteri, Siluriformes, Siluridae. Gene Ontology annotation, molecular function: GTP binding. Bases 353 to 1336 code for a protein of 327 amino acids. The record is from RefSeq and is a predicted model, not a curated record.